ACUUAUUAUUUAACCCACUUUUCCUUCUUCAUUUCCCUAUCUCGAUCGAUCGAUUUCUCAUAUCCUAUAUACCUUUUAUUGUCUAUCUGAAAACUCAUCAAAAUAAUAAUAUAUAAUUAUUAUUAUACUCAUGGCUGGUGAUCUCGGCCUCAUCUCCUUGACUCACCUUCAAAGAUUAGUCCAAUCCGACCACCACAACAAUCUCCAACCGCCGGCGCCGCCGGCGACCGCUACAUGGAUGUUGAACCAACCCAAUUUUCCUAUGGAUGAUGUCAUAGCCGACCACGAUGAUGAAGAAGACCCUAAUUGGGAAGUCAAGGCCUUUGAAGAGGAUACCAAUCAAGCAAUGGGGACCACUUGGCCGCCCCGAUCUUACACUUGCUCUUUCUGUCGCCGUGAGUUCAGGUCAGCGCAAGCUCUCGGCGGCCACAUGAACGUUCACCGCCGCGAUAGGGCAAGGCUCCACCAGUCCCACCCAUAUCCUCCUCCUCCACCUCUUAAUUCUCUCCCCACGGUCGCCUCCCCCACAUCCCCUCUCAUAAUUCCGCCUCAAGAUUUCAUGACGAACGGCGGUCUCUGCCUUGUCUACUCAUUGCCGCCAAACCCUAAUAGCAUCGGUACAGGCGCAAUUCUCCCCGAAAAAGCAUCUCAUCAAACCUCGAGACUCUUCUCCGACACCUUGCCACACCCUCAAAACAACUCGAUAUCAUGUAUUAACUUUCCGGUGGUCGGUUAUAAUUAUAACCCUAAUCAUAGUUCAAGCAGUACUCAAGGAGCAACUGAAGAGAUUGAUCUGGAGCUCAGGCUAGGACGUAACUGGCCAUCUUCAUGAUCAUGUUAAUUAAAUUGAAUAUGUAAUCUUGUACUUUUUUGAUGAUAUUAUAUGAAAAAUGUU
Messenger RNA from Impatiens glandulifera, 895 nucleotides. Its product is annotated as transcriptional regulator SUPERMAN. The transcript has a single exon. Lineage: Eukaryota; Viridiplantae; Streptophyta; Magnoliopsida; Ericales; Balsaminaceae. The record is from RefSeq and is a predicted model, not a curated record. The coding region runs from base 131 to 832 and encodes 233 amino acids.